Molecule: messenger RNA, 2335 nt
Organism: Sorex araneus (European shrew)
Lineage: Eukaryota; Metazoa; Chordata; Mammalia; Eulipotyphla; Soricidae
Gene: ERGIC1
Product: endoplasmic reticulum-golgi intermediate compartment 1
Exons: 10
Coding region: 100-972 (290 amino acids)
Biological process (GO): endoplasmic reticulum to Golgi vesicle-mediated transport; retrograde vesicle-mediated transport, Golgi to endoplasmic reticulum
Cellular component (GO): endoplasmic reticulum; endoplasmic reticulum membrane; Golgi membrane
Source: RefSeq, a predicted model, not a curated record
GCGGGCGGCGGGGGGCGCGGGAGGCGGGGGCCUGGGGCUGGGACCCACGCGGCGCGCGGCCCGCCCGGCCUGCAGCGCUCGCACCCCGCCGGCGGCACCAUGCCCUUUGACUUCAGGAGGUUUGACAUCUACAGGAAAGUGCCCAAGGACCUCACCCAGCCGACGUACAGUGGGGCCAUCAUUUCCGUCUGCUGCUGCCUCUUCAUCCUCUUUCUCUUCCUCUCGGAGCUCACUGGCUUCAUAACGACGGAAGUCGUCAACGAGCUGUACGUCGAUGACCCAGACAAGGAGAGCGGGGGCAAGAUCGACGUCACCCUCAAUGUCAGCCUGCCCAACCUGCACUGCGAGUUGGUGGGGCUGGACAUCCAGGAUGAGAUGGGCCGGCACGAGGUGGGCCACAUCGACAACUCCAUGAAGAUCCCGCUCAACAGCGGGGCCGGCUGCCGCUUCGAGGGCCAGUUCAGCAUCAACAAGGUCCCCGGCAACUUCCACGUGUCCACGCACAGCGCCACGGCCCAGCCCCAGAACCCGGACAUGACCCACGUCAUCCACAAGCUGUCCUUCGGGGACGCGCUGCAGGUCCAGAGUGUCCACGGGGCCUUCAACGCGCUCGGGGGAGCUGACCGCCUCGCCUCCAACCCGCUCGCCUCGCACGACUACAUCCUGAAGAUCGUGCCCACCGUGUACGAGGACAUGAGCGGCCGCCAGCGCUUCUCCUACCAGUACACCGUGGCCAACAAGGAGUACGUCGCCUACAGCCACACGGGCCGCAUCAUCCCGGCCAUCUGGUUCCGCUACGACCUCAGCCCCAUCACGGUCAAGUACACGGAGAGACGGCAGCCCCUGUACCGGUUCAUCACCACGAUCUGUGCUAUCAUCGGCGGGACCUUCACAGUGGCCGGCAUCCUGGACUCCUGCAUCUUCACGGCCUCCGAGGCCUGGAAGAAGAUCCAGCUGGGCAAGAUGCACUGAGCCCCGGGCUGCCUCCCGUCCCCUCGCUCCGUCCAGCCGGUCACGGGGCCCGCCGUUCUGCCGCCCCGCUCCCCGGGGGCCAGGGGCGCCUCCUGGGACAGGCAGCGGGGGCUGGGACCACCCUCGGAGCACGGUUGUCCUCACCCCUUCCCUCUCGGAGGACCAGCCCAGAAUCCACGUGGACCAGCUCCCGGCCCAGCUUUGACAAUCGUGCAGCCCCCCCGCCCCCCCAAUUUGGACACAUGAACCCCCUGGUCUCCCCGGUCCUGGCCACCCCCCUGACCUACUGACCAGGCUUUUCCGCUCUGGGCCAGGGUCCCCAAGGUACUUCGCCGGCACCUUCGACCACACGGUACUUGCCGGGCUGCCCGUGCCGCCCCGGCCCCCCCCCCCCCCCGCCCUUCCCGCUCCGGCCCUCCCGGAAGCAGGUGCCCAGGGUGUUGGGCAGCAGUGGGGGAGACUCCAUCUGCCCUCUGGUCGCCGGGCAGGUUGAGGGGCACCCCUCUUUCUCACUUGACCUUUUCUCUCUGGGUCCCCAGCCCCCUCCCACCAAUGUGCCUCAGCCCCCAGCAGCUUUGGUGGAGGGGCCGGUGGGGCCCUCCAGGGAGAGCUGGACGUGACGCAUGCACUCGUCCUGGGCCAGGAGCCCCUUCUCUGCCCUCCUCCGGCCUGUCCAGAGCGCCACCGAAGGGCCCUGGGGAGGCAGAGCUGGCCCGCCCUGCCCUGCCACCAGCGGUGCCCACUUUCCCCGAGCACCUGCGAGUGCCCAGGUGGGGCCGUCCCUCUCCAUGCCUGCCCCCCCCCGGCGCGCCCCUUGCAGAGUGCUCAGUGUGAGCCCCACCCAGGGAAUGUGAGCAAUCCCCCCGCCCCCGCCCACCCGGAGCGCCGGGCAGGCCGAAUUGCUGGCAUACUUCUGUAACUCGGGGCUGCGUCUCCCGGGAGGGGCUUUUGGCCCGGGCAGCGAGGCCCCUGCCCUGCGCCGUGGUGGCCCUGCAUUCCAGCACAGACGCUCCCCUGCACCUGAGUGGGCCGAUGACAUGACCGUCAACUGCGUCUGGUUAUUUUCGGGGCUUUGGGGAGGUUGGUUCUGUCGCCCCGUCCUGGGGUGUGAGUCUGUGCGCCUGGAAUGGUGGGCAGGGUGGGGCGGGGCGUGUGGGGCACGUGCCCAGGACUUCAAAUUCCACUUGGAUGCUUUUUUUUUUAAACUUCUGAGGCCAUAGGGGAUCAGUUUCCUGUGUCAGAGGGUCCCCGCCCCCCCCAACCCCACCAUCCCAACACAAGCUCUCAAGGGUGGGAAAAAUGGUCUUUGUUCUUUCCCUUACUCGUUUGGGUUCAAAUAGAUUAAAAGGCUGAUUUUCAGAAA